Molecule: messenger RNA, 1133 nt
Organism: Mucor mucedo
Lineage: Eukaryota; Fungi; Mucoromycota; Mucoromycetes; Mucorales; Mucoraceae
Exons: 1
Coding region: 326-1039 (237 amino acids)
Source: RefSeq, a predicted model, not a curated record
CCAUUUAUAAACAUUGAGUGGCGUCGGUGGCCCGCUGCAGGCGCGAGAUCGCCCCCAGCAUGAACGUAGGUUAUUUUUACCGUAGCGAAGCGAAGGUCAAAAAAUUACCGAAGUGGGCUGGGGCCGCGAUCUCGUAAUAAUAAUAAAAAAACUAAUGUUCUCCAUAUCUUUGUGGCACUUUUAUAAUUUAUAAUGUCAAUGCUGCGUCUUAAUCACCGGAUGUGAGCCUAAAAACUUAUAAUCGCCGAAGCCAUAUUUAAGAAAUAAAAAAAAAAUUGUCUAGUUGAUAGAGUUUCUUCUUUUAAAUAAUUAUAAUCGACCUAGUAUGGAACAACAUGGCGAACCUGAGAUGGUAUUUGAAGCCAAGUCCAGAUACCUUUCACUUCAUGGAUCGUACAUUGAUCAACUUGGGAAUCAAUCUACUGAGCAUGUCACUUCUGAAAUGAUUCAAAACCGGAUCACGCGGGAUCAAGGCAGUGGUCAUCACAUUACAGUAGUGAACCAUUUAGAUAUGAGGUACUUGAUGCCACCACCCGCAGAAGAAGAAGAAAGCAACCGAAAAAAAGCACGAAAGCACGCACGAGACGCACUUAAGCAUGUACGAGACACUGUGAUAAACGAAUUUGGACAAGCCAGUGAAUGGGAACGGCCUGUGGAUUUAGGUUUGGGCAGUACAGAGGAAGGUGAGGCGGUAACUUAUUAUCGAGUGCUGCACUGGCCAUGGGGGCAACGAAUGAGAGGGUUUCUGGGUCUCGGCCAUGGCCAUUUUCAUAUCACGGUCGGGUUCAAACCGCGUGAUGUGCACUUGUACAAAGGUCCCGCAACUUUACUCUGUUUAAGAAAAGGUGCAGUCUGUACCACACCCCAAAUUCAAUCCUUAGUGCAGUAUGCCCCGUUUUAUUAUGGUGAUGAUGUGUUUAUUAAGAAUUUAAUAAGAACCUGUGUAAGACAUGGUCAUUAUAAAAGCGGUGCUCGUCUUUCAGCGGGUUAUUUAUAUUGUAAGAAUCAACGAGAAGCACAUCACUAUAAUCAUGAUUAAUUUAAAACUUUGUAGUUCUUGUUGUUUCCCUGUAUCACAAGCUAUUCAAAAGAUACCCAGCCACAACCGAAACUACCCCGCUUCUCCAAGUUGU